Molecule: messenger RNA, 5105 nt
Organism: Dicentrarchus labrax (European seabass)
Lineage: Eukaryota; Metazoa; Chordata; Actinopteri; Moronidae
Gene: grm6b
Product: glutamate receptor, metabotropic 6b
Exons: 11
Coding region: 947-3649 (900 amino acids)
Biological process (GO): regulation of synaptic transmission, glutamatergic; G protein-coupled glutamate receptor signaling pathway
Cellular component (GO): membrane
Molecular function (GO): adenylate cyclase inhibiting G protein-coupled glutamate receptor activity
Source: RefSeq, a predicted model, not a curated record
CGGGGGCUGCUUUUCCCAUGAGCAUCGACUCAAAUCAAUAAUAAAUCUAAUCCAGCUGCAUUCUGUGGUAGAAACCUAUUUCAUGCUCUGAUAUUCUCCACCAUUGUGCCAUUGUUGACAGGUGUGCGAAGAGAGUCAGAGUGUGUGUGUGCCAUGUUAGUGUGUGUGUGUGUGUGUGUGAGAGAGAGUAUGAAUCAAAUCGCUGCUCAUCUAAUCUCUCAAAGUGACAGAGUUCCAUCAUACUGGGGGGGAGGGAGGCUUCUGCAUUUGGUCCAGCUGUAUGAAAAAAAAAAAAGAAAAAAAGAAAUGUGCUACUCCACCUAGUGCUUUCUUCACAGACGCCUGCAUGAUAAUCCCAAUCUGUGGCCAUUAGUGCACUGAGAGAACGAGCAAGGAGAGGGUUCAACAGAGAGAGAGAGAGAGAGAGAGAAAGAGAGAGAGAGAGAGAGAGAGAGAGAGAGAGAGAGAGAGAGAGAGGGAGGGGGGGGGGUAGUGCCUGGACAGAGAUGCACGCAGAGGAAAAAGAACGAAAGAGAGAGAGAGAGAGAGCUUUUAAGGGAUUUGGCAGUGAUUUGUAGAAUCUCACUGCUGUAAUGUUGCGCUUUCCCUCUACUUUUCUGCCAUGAUACUUUACCCUGAAUCCUCAAAAGUCAGUGUUUUCAUUUUGUCUUUCUAAAUCACAACUACUUCUUUUUUAGACCUUUGUUUUCAGUGUGUUGUGAUUAUUUUUGAGAGUGCACGGCGGCUGUCUGAGAUGAUAGAGGAUUUACUUUUAGUGAGGAGAGGAGAGCCUCUAGAUAUAUAAUCACAUUUCGGACGGUGGAUGGAGGCCUGUUUGGAAGAGCUCAUGUGAUGGAUAAAAUCAAGAUUGGUCAAUGAAGAAUGGGCAGGUGUCACAGGUAGAGGGAGUGGCCUGGUGCUGUCAGUACCUCUGCUGGUCAUCAUCAUGACAACAGAGUCCCGCUCAUCCCAUCAGUGCUGCUGGCUCGGUUCACCUUCUAGAUACCAAACAUGGCUUCAGCUGGUCUGGGUGCUGCUGGUGGGUAUGAGCCUGGGCACGUGGGCCCAGCAGGGCACCCAGCCCCAGUCCAUCAAAAUCGAGGGUGACAUCACCUUAGGUGGGCUGUUCCCUGUGCACUCUCGGGGCCCUGCUGGGGUGCCGUGCGGGGAGGUCAAGAGAGAAAAGGGGAUCCAUCGAUUGGAGGCCAUGCUGUACGCCUUGGACCAGAUCAACAGUGACCCUGACCUGCUGCCUAACAUCACUCUGGGGGCCAGGAUCCUGGACACCUGCUCCAGAGACACCUACGCCCUGGAGCAGUCGCUCACCUUUGUCCAGGCCCUCAUCCAGAAGGACAACUCAGAUGUGCGAUGCUCAAACGGAGAGCCUCCCAUCAUCCCCAAACCAGAGAGGGUGGUCGGGGUCAUCGGGGCGUCUGGCAGCUCUGUGUCCAUUAUGGUGGCCAAUGUACUCAGACUGUUUUCGAUCCCACAGAUCAGCUAUGCCUCCACUGCCCCAGAGCUGAGCGACAACAGCCGCUAUGAGUUCUUCUCCCGUGUGGUGCCUCCAGACUCCUACCAGGCUCAGGCCAUGGUGGACAUCGUCAAAGCCAUGGGCUGGAACUAUGUCUCCACACUGGCCUCUGAGGGCAACUAUGGAGAGAGUGGCGUCGAUGCCUUCCUCCAGAUAUCCAGAGAAGCAGGGGGGCUGUGUAUCGCACAGUCCAUAAAGAUUCCCAGAGAGCCCAGACCAGGGGAAUUUGAGAAGAUCAUCAAAAGACUGAUGGAGACCUCUAAUGCUCGUGGGGUCAUCAUCUUUGCCAACGAGGACGACAUCAAACGGGUGUUACAGACUGCCAAAAAGGCCAACCUGACUGGCCACUUCCUGUUUGUUGGCUCCGACAGUUGGGGGGCCAAAAACUCCCCCAUUCAGGACCUGGAGGAUGUGGCUGAGGGCGCUGUCACCAUCCUACCAAAAAGAGCCUCUAUUGAUGGGUUCGAUCAGUACUUCACUUCAAGAUCUCUGGAAAACAAUCGAAGAAACAUCUGGUUUGCAGAAUUCUGGGAGGACGACUUCAAGUGCAAACUAACCCGGCCUGGCAUAAAGUAUGAACUUGGUAGAAGAAAAUGUACAGGUGAGGAAAGAAUCAGUCAAAACUCUCAGUACGAACAGGAGGGCAAGGUGCAGUUUGUGAUUGAUGCUGUGUACGCCAUGGCCCACGCCUUACACAGCAUGCACAUAGACCUGUGUCCUGGCUACAUGGGUGUCUGCGAGAAGAUGGACCCUGUGGAAGGACGGAUGCUCCUCCAAUACAUUCGCUCUGUCAACUUCAAUGGCAGCGCAGGAACUGGAGUGAUGUUCAAUGAGAACGGAGACGCUCCUGGACGUUAUGACAUCUUCCAGUAUCAACUGUCUAAUGUCAGCAACCCUGGCUACAGGCUUAUCGGCCAGUGGACAAACCACCUCCGACUCAAUUCGGAGGAGAUGCAGUGGUCAGGUGGUGACCGUAAGAUCCCUGAGUCAGUGUGCAGUUUCCCCUGCGAGUCCGGAGAGAGGAAAAAGAUGGUGAAGGGCGUUCCCUGCUGCUGGCACUGCGAACUCUGCGAUGGCUACCAGUACCUGCUGGAUGAGUUCUCCUGCGACAUGUGCCCCUUUGACAUGAGGCCCUUAGAGAACCGCACAGGCUGCCGGCCCACGCCCAUCAUCAAGCUGGAGUGGAGCUCUCCCUGGGCCAUCAUCCCUGUCUUCCUGGCCAUCCUGGGCAUCCUGGCCACCUCCGGAGUUAUUAUCACCUUCAUCCGCUUCAAUGACACACCCAUCGUUAGGGCCUCCGGCAGAGAGCUCAGCUACGUUUUGCUGACGGGCAUCUUCCUCAUCUACCUCAUCACCUUCCUCAUGAUAGCUGAGCCAAGCACCGCCGUGUGCGCCUUCCGCAGGCUGCUGCUGGGGCUCGGCAUGAGCAUCAGCUACUCCGCCAUGCUCACCAAGACCAACCGAAUCUACCGCAUCUUCGAACAGGGCAAGAAGUCGGUCACACCCCCGAAAUUUAUCAGUCCCACCUCUCAGCUGAUUAUCACCUUUAUACUUAUCUCAGUGCAGGUACUCGCAGUGUUCAUCUGGUUUGGCGUGAUGCCCCCCCACACCAUCAUCGAUUACGAGGAGCAGAAGCCCCCAAACCCAGAGUUUGCCCGCGGGGUCCUCAAGUGUGACAUGUCCGACCUGUCCCUCAUCUUGUGUCUGAGCUACAGUAUCGUACUGAUGAUCACCUGCACUGUGUACGCCAUAAAGAGCAGAGGAGUUCCUGAGACCUUCAACGAGGCCAAACCCAUCGGCUUCACCAUGUACACGACCUGCAUCGUCUGGCUGGCCUUUGUACCCAUCUUCUUUGGCACAGCGCAGUCUACGGAGAAGAUGUUCAUCCAGACCACCACCCUGACAGUGUCCAUGAGCCUGAGCGCAACCGUGUCCCUGGGCAUGCUCUACAUCCCCAAGGUCUACGUCAUCAUCUUCCACCCAGAGCAGAACGUCCAGAAGAGGAAGCGCAGCUUCAAAGCCGUGGUGCAGGCAGCCACUGUAACCACGCAACUGUCCCAGAAGUCCAACGACAAACAGAACGGAGAGUCCAAGAUCGUGCCGGACAGAUCACAGUAAAAGAAAUGAAACUGGGUCUAUGUUUUCAUCACUGUCACAAGCCCACACUGAGACAGCUGAUGUGAAAAUCAGCAUUUACUUUAGUUUUGUCUGGAUUCUCUCCCCUCCUCCCGGGCUGAAACGCCAGCAAAAACGUUCCUGGAUGUUGUUUCUUCUCACACUUACUUAGAUAUCUCAGAUCUACUAAACCUGGAAGGAAGCACAAAAAGGAACAGAAAUGAUCUUCCUUAAAAUGGACAACAGAGAAGUGGAAGGAUGUUGAGCUGUACUGAAUGAACUGCGACAUUUAAGAGUAUUCUUUUUGUAACAACAUCCACAUAUACUUGAGAAGGAGGUGUUAUUAGUUUUAACUUUCCCUGGGAAAUGCUGUUUAGGGAAAAAAAAUAAGUUAAGCUUAAAUGGCGUCCUUUGUCCUACAGGAAAAUGUUUAUGUAUGUGGAAAACCCAUGAGGUCAAUGAAGCGUUGUUUACUGGCUCCAAAAGCACUGCAUGGAUUGGAUGUUUUGUGUGUCCAUGAAUGUUUUGAAAUAUUGUUUGUCUGGGGUGUCACUUUUUCUUCUGAUUGCACUGGAAGGAACUAGCUUUUGAAAUGCACCGCCAUGUCCUGUUACUAUUUCUGAUACAAUCCCCUGGGAAGGUAUAAUCAAUCACAUUACUAUAACCACACACACAGGAGAACCAUUCAGUGUCUAAUCACUAAUGCAACAAAGCAUUUUAUUUAAAUUAGUGUUAUGUAUGCCAUUCUUACUAUAGUACAAGCAGGUUUUCCUUGUGGUAACUGUACAUUUGUGAAUGCAAACAGGAUGCAAGGUGAUUGUGAACCGGAUAUUUAUGUUCAACCUGGUACUUUUACUCCAGUGGAAAACAAUGUUUGGCAUUUCCCCAUAUUGUUUGUCAAAAAUAUCAAGUAAUCUCCUUGAAGGCCAGCCUGUAAGGCAACAUGCCAGAAGACAAGCUACUGUUACGUUCAUGCAUGGGAACCUCAUCAGAAAGCUUCACGUCAUCAGUUGUAUUUGAUAGAUUUUGUGCCAUGAUAAAGGUCCUCUACCACUACAAGUUCUCUUUUCUGCAAACAUUAUUAGUCAUUUAACACAAGUUAAGGGUAAAAUUAACUACAGUCCCUUAUUUGCAGUGUACUUCUUGUUGUUACUUGUUCACAACGUACAACUCAGGUUUUACGGAUGGGGUUUUAAAAGACAUUUUUUCUUCAGGAUUUCCUUUGUACUGGCGCAGCCUUUUCAAUACAAAUGAAUUCAGCAGUAGCACGUGCAGUGCAUUUCCCCUCACAGUUCAGGAGAGCUGCGAGAUUCAUGUCCUCAUGUGAGAAAAUGCUGGUUGUACUGCCCUCUGCAGGAGAGCGCACCUCAGUGAAAUAUCUGUGAAUAAAAGUCACAGUCAAGAGGGAAUUGUUUGUAGACCCCACACAAACCUUAAUAAAAAAAAAUAUUGUUUAUUA